This is a messenger RNA of Rotaria sordida, 1287 nucleotides long. The record is from the annotation of a GenBank genome assembly. Lineage: Eukaryota; Metazoa; Rotifera; Eurotatoria; Philodinida; Philodinidae.
AUGGUUGCAUUAGGACCUGCUCUUGGUUUUUUAAUGGGUUCUGCACUUCUUUCUCAAUGGAUAAAUAUUGGUCAUAAUCAAAUUCCAAAUGGUAUAACAACAAAUGAUCCUCGUUGGAUUGGUCGUUGGUGGGCAGGAUUUCUUGUAUCAGCAAGUUCAUUAACAAUUUUGUCAUUUUUUCUUUGUACAUUUCCUGCAAAAUUACAACGAGAUAUUAAUCAAACAGUCGAAUCAAUAGAUGAAACACAAUCAACCAAUUCAGUAUUUGCUCUUGGUCAAGCUGCAACACGACGUCAUACAUUACCCAAAUUAACAAAUUCAACUCAAUGUAAAUCUUUAUGUCAAAUAUCAAAAAUAAAAGAUAUUUUUACAAGUAUAACUGAUCUUUUAAUGAAUUUCACAUUUCUUUUAAUUGUUUUGAUUAAUUCAGUAGAAAGUAUACUUGUUGUAUCAUUUACAACAUUUAUGGUAAAAUAUAUUGAAUCUGUAUUUAAUUUAUCUUCAUCAUUGUCAAGUACAUUAACUGGUUCAAUUAUUGUUCCAGCAGCUGUAUUUGGUACAUUUACAGGUGGAUAUUUAGUUCGUCGUUUUCAUAUGGGUAUUCUUCAAUGUAUAAAAAUGAUUUUAAUUACUUGUUCAAUAUCAUGGUUCGGUUUAAUUGCACUUUUAUUUUUAAAAUGUCAAUCAACAACAAUAUAUAAAGAACAAAUAACUUAUCUUUCACCAUGUCAUGCUGGUUGUAUAUAUAUAAAUGGAACAGAUUAUUCAAAUUGUACAUGUUUACCAAAAGGACGAAAUGUUCGUUUAGGUUCAUGUCAAAAUAUAUGUUUUACUGAAACAUUUUUAUUUUUAUUAAUAUUAUUUAUUGUAACAUUUUUUCAAACAUUAAUGGCAACACCACAAUUAAUAAUAAUAUUACGUUCAGUUCAACAUGAACUUCAAUCAUUUGGUUUAGGUUUAGAAAAUUGUAUUAUGAAAAUUCUUGCUCAAAUUCCUGCACCAAUUUUAUUUGGAAUUAUUAUUGAUAAUCAAUGUUUAUUUUGGUCACAAGCAACAUGCGAUCGUCGUGGAUCAUGUUUUAUAUAUAAUGGAGAUCGACUUCCAUUUACAUUAUUUGGUACAGCUAUUAUUAUUAAAGGAAUUUCAUUUUUUCUUUUAAUUAUUUUACUUAUUGUCACAAUAAGACAACAUAAAAUACCGAAUAAUCAACCUUCUUCUCCUCCUCCUCCUUCUUUGACAUUACAAUCUCCAGAACAAGAAGAUCCUUUAAUUAUUUCAACUUUAUAG